AUGACUCAGAAUUGUCGAGCAUUGAAGCAACACUUGGAGGAUUUAGUAACUGCUGGGCCCCUCCAAGAAUACAUUGAUCCGGACAAAGUAGUAACUGAACCGGGAAAUCCUUCACCAGAACCAAACACAGAGUAUCCGCCUCGAUUGGUCAUAAAUGUAAUCCAAGGUGCAAUCAGUCAUGAGCGAGAGCAGGAUUUAAAGGAAAUUCAACACCCACAUAUUGACGCAUUAAUUGUAACUGUGAGAAUUGAAAAACGAUUUGAUGCGAGACGAGUCUUGGUAGACCAGGGUAGCGCAAUAGAUAUAUUGUAUUAUGACUUGUUUAGGAAGCUCAGUCUUUCUGAGCAACACCUCACUUCAGCAGCAGCACCGUUGGUUGGCUUUAAUUCGCAGCCUGAGUGGCCGCUUAGCAGGAUAGUGUUGCCUGUAGUAGCUGGGACAAAGACCCUACAGAUAGAAUUCCUGGUUAUUAACACACCGUCUCCUUAUAACGCCAUACUCGGUUGGCCUUGGAUUCAUCAAAUGGAAGUAGUCCCCUCAACUUAG
Messenger RNA from Camellia sinensis, 546 nucleotides. RefSeq lists its product as uncharacterized. NCBI's taxonomy places the organism in Eukaryota, Viridiplantae, Streptophyta, Magnoliopsida, Ericales, Theaceae. The record is from RefSeq and is a predicted model, not a curated record.